CCCUAUAUCUCGAUCAUUCAAUCGAAAGAAAUAGAAUAAAGAUUACUAAGAAUCGAUUAUAAAUCGACAUCUGUCAUCGAAAAAACAAUCGUUGAAGAUAAAGCUAAGAGCGCAGUCUAACGUCAUGUUUCAUCGAAAAGGCAUUCAUUAAAAGUCAUCAAACGUUACGCUAUCAUUUAUUACUUACUUCAUGCACUAGAAAAGUUUUCUAUCACGUUGCUAAUGUUACUCGUUCUAAUUUUAAAUAAAGUCCAAUCACAGUAGAGAAGGUUACAUAAAUGUGUUAAUACCUAUCAAGUUAUUAGAUCAUCGAUGCUCCUAUGAAUUUAAUAUGUAAAUCCAAGCUAUAAUAUCUAUAAGAGAAGAUAAAUUAUUUAAACUCAAAUUCUUCUAUUUAAAAAAUAAAAUGGAGAUACAAAAAAGAACUGUUAAAAGAAGAUCUUUGAUGAGUGUAAUACGUUGCAUACCAGAACGUAUAUCAGAAGGAGUUGAGCAUUUUUUUUAUGCUUUAGGAUCUAGAAUAGCUCUGCAACCACAGAGAUGGUUAAUAGGAAGCGUUAUGAUUAUUUUAUUUUGUCUUGGUGGAUUAUAUUGGUUUCGACAAGAGAAAAGUCCAUUAAAACUUUGGAUACCUCCUAACUCUGAUUUUGUACAUGACACAGAAUGGUUUUUAUCUAAUUUUGGAGAAGGACAAAGAGUACAGAAUAUUAUUUUGACAGGAGAUGACGUCCUACAGCCAGAAAUACUCGUCAAGUUGAAUGAAAUUACAAAACAAGUGAUAUUGACCGAAGUUCCUGGUAAACGCACAUUUAUUUCAUGGACAGAUGUUUGCUUAAAGAUACCUUCUAUAAAGGCUCAUAUCCGAAAGAAAAGGAGUACAGAUCCUUUGGAAGAUGAUUUCUUUGAGGAAGAACCUGCAGGAAAAUUAAAUGUAACAGAAUUUGAGCCGGCAGUUCAUGCAGAUACUGAAUUAUAUUGUAAUAUAUAUAAUAGUUUACCAAGAAGUUGCUUUGUACUUAGUAUUCUUGAUAUUUGGGAGUAUAAUAGCGAUCAGAUCAAGAAACAAACGAAAGAAGAUAUCAUUACAAAGAUAAACACUAUUAAUAUAAGUCCUACGCUUGGCCAUCCUAUGAAUUUCACUGAUCUCUUAGGUGAAAUCACGAGAGACGAAAGUGGUAGAAUUGUAUCAGCCAAAGCAAUUAAAACGCAGUUUAUGGUGCGCGUGAAUUUUUCUAAUAUAGACAUGGAUACAUUUGGAAAUGAUGCCGGAACAGCAGAUUGGGCAACAGAAGAAGCAUUGAAAUGGGAAUCAGGAUUUCUACGUACUUUAGAAGAAGCCUCGAUGGAAUUGAAUAAUUGGAACAAUAAUAAUUAUCAAAAUGAAACAUUGGAAUUAUUUUAUGAAGCAGGUAGAAGUUUUGGAGACAUCAGUUCGUCGACCUUGUUUCAAGAUAUAGACAAAUUGGGUAUAGGAAUAUUGUUGAUGUUUUUUUACGUUCAAUUCAUUCUUUCUAAUUUCAACUGGGUAGAAUGGAGGUUUUGCCUUACCGCAACUGGAUUACUUUGCGUUGGUGGUGCCUUCAUAAUAUCCAUAGGUAUAUGUUCCGUAAUUGGAAUUCCUUAUGGUCCAGUGCAUACGUCUUUACCAUUUAUGUUAUUGGGCCUUGGAGUAGACGAUUUGUUCGUAAUGAUGGCAUCUUGGGAGCAAAUACAUUCGUUCGAAGAAAAUAGGAAAAAAGCAUUACACGAAAGGAUAGGUCUCACGUUGGGACACGCGGGUUCUGCCAUUUGCAUAACAUCGUUUACCGAUGUCGUAGCAUUUAUUAUCGGCGCGUCGACAAUAUUACCGUCGCUACAAUCAUUUUGCAUUUACGCUGCGGUCGGAGUUCUCGUAACGUUUUUAUUGCAGAUCACGUUUUUCGUUGCCUUUUUCACAUUGGACGCAAAACGAAUCGAAGGAAAAAGGAAUGGUAUAAUACCGUGUAUAGUUCAUGAAAAUCAUGUUAUGAAAAUUGUCGAUCCGAACAAAGCAUUAUCUACGAAAUUAAUAGAUCGUUUGUAUUCGAGGAUCGUUCUAACUUUACCUGGCAAAUUUAUUAUACUGUUGAUCACGAUAAUAGCAGCAUCAAUAGGUAUUGUUGGCUCGUAUAGAUUGGAACAAUGGUUUGAUCCAAUAUGGUUUUUACCAAAAGGCACACAUUUGAAUAAUUAUAUUGCCGCAAGGAAUCAAUAUUUUUCUCAAAGGGGUCACAGUGCUUACGUAUUUAUCGGUAAUAUUGAUUAUCCGUCAGAAUUCUCUAAGAUAAUGACUCUAACAUCUAACUUGAGGAAUUUAUCAUCGGUGGAAAAAAUUGAAUCUUGGCCGGAUCAUUUUGCAAAUUUUGUUAAGAAAUUUUAUCAGACAGAUUUAACGAAGGACGAUAUAAAGAAAGAAGAUUUUCAACGAUAUCUAUCGAAAUUUCUCUUCAGUCGUACUGGUGGAAAGUAUCAAAUGAAUUUUCGUUUCGAUGGAAAACUCAUAUGUGGCGAGAACACGCCAAAAAUUUUAAUCGCAACUAUAGAAUUUUUCUUCACCAAAUUUUCCGGUCCUCAUCAAUGGAUACCGGCUAUGGAUCUAACCAAACAAGUUGCAAGAGAAUCCGGUAUUCAUGGAUUCGUUACGAUUUGGAGUAAAAUGUUUAGCACAUGGGUGACCGAUAAAUUAAUCGCACAGGAAGUCCUGCGAAAUCUUAUAUUAGCACUUAUAUGCGUAAUGGGUACUACCGCGAUAUUGAUAGCAGAACCUCAAACAUGUUUUUGGAUAUUGUUAUGUGUACUUUUAACGUUACUUAAUGUAUGCGGAUUCAUGUAUUUUUGGGGUUUAACGAUCGACAUAGUCUCAUGCAUAGGUCUCGAGUUAGCGGUAGGUUUGAGCGUGGAUUAUGCCGCACACGUGGCACAUGCCUUUCUAAAUGCAUCCUCAUUAGAAAAGAAAAAGGAUCAGGAUCGUAAGAUAAGGACAUUGAUCGCAGUUAAACAUAUCGGAGCUGCUGUGGCCUAUGGUGCAGGAUCAACUUUAUUGGCACUCUCGAUGUUAGCUUUUUCGGACGCCUAUGUGUUCCGUGCAUUUUUCAAAAUAUUCCUCUUGGUAAUAUUAUUUGGUCUUUGGCACGGUUUAUUUCUCUUACCCGUUGUAUUGAGCACAAUUGGUCCACGUAGUUUACGACGCAAUAACGAGCGACCAUUGCACAAUUUCGAUAAAACAAGGGCAACGGACGAAGAAGUAGAUAGUAGUAUACCGUUGAACAAGGAAACGGAAAAUUGAAAUUGUUUUGAUAUUUUGAUCUCUGACCAUUGAGAUUUGUUUGAUUUUCUUGAAUGUGGGCGUGCGCGCGUUUUUUUUUUUUUUUUUUUUUUUUUUUUUUUAUACAAAGAUCGAAGGGAAGAAAAAUAAAUAAUAAUAAUAAUAAUAAUAAUAAUAAUAAUAAUAAUAAUAAAAACAUCGAAAGCUCUUGCUCUGCGCCAUGGGUUUUUUUCUCUCUCCUUUUUUUUUUUCUUUAUCAAUAAUAUUUAUUUUUGGUUCAAUAAACAUACAAAAUUAUUACACUAUUCGUACUAUUAAUCACACAUUUAUACAAA
This is a messenger RNA of Vespa mandarinia (Asian giant hornet), 3618 nucleotides long. RefSeq names its product patched domain-containing protein 3. Gene Ontology annotation, cellular component: membrane. The record is from RefSeq and is a predicted model, not a curated record. NCBI's taxonomy places the organism in Eukaryota, Metazoa, Arthropoda, Insecta, Hymenoptera, Vespidae.